Messenger RNA from Erythranthe guttata (spotted monkey flower), 1185 nucleotides. Its product is annotated as Sas10/Utp3/C1D family. Lineage: Eukaryota; Viridiplantae; Streptophyta; Magnoliopsida; Lamiales; Phrymaceae. Gene Ontology annotation, molecular function: DNA binding; RNA binding. The record is from RefSeq and is a predicted model, not a curated record. Gene Ontology annotation, biological process: regulation of gene expression; maturation of 5.8S rRNA. Gene Ontology annotation, cellular component: exosome (RNase complex); nucleolus.
CCCUCCCACCCACCGCACCACUACCAAAUUCCCAAUUUGUGAAAAACCCUUCGAUAAUUUCUGAGUACUUCAAAUUUCAAAUUCAAAAGUCAAAACCCUUUUUUUUUUUUUUUUUUUUUUUACUUCCAGCUCAGAAUCGGAAGCAGGGGAAGAAAUCAAAUUGAAGAAAAUUGGGAGAAAAGAAGAGGAAUUGACAAUGGAAAUCGGCGGCGGGAGUGUUGGUACAAGCGAAGUUAUUCCAGAAAGAGUAAUGGAGGCGGUGAAGAGAACAUGUAGCAACAUCGAUGAAGUGGAGGCGAAUUUGGAAGAGUUUUUGUCUUACUGUAACAACGAAACCCUAUCGAAAAUGGAGCCUCUCGAAAGGGCUCAAGCUCUCGUCUUGAUCGCCAAAUCUACAACUAUUCUCUUCGCUUUGAGGCUGAGAUGCAAGGGUGUGAAUAUAGAUGAUCAUCCGGUUACAAAAGAAUUUGAGAGAUUGAGCUUGUACCAAGAGAAAUUGAAUCAGUGCAUGAACUUGAGCAAAGCACCUCUGCGACCUUCAGCCACCAUUAAUACCAAUGCAGCGGCCCGUUUUAUUGAGCAUUCCCUGCCUGAUCUUUCCACCGAGCAGAAGCAGAGCAUGCGGGCAAUUAGUCGAGGGGAGGGUGGAAAUAUGAAGUAUGUGGACAGAAAUGGUCAAAAGAAGAGAAAGUAUCAGUCAACUGAGAAGCAAUCUGUUCGUUCUGCUGCUCAGGAGUUUCUUGAGAAAGCAGCUCGUGAGUUACUCGGUGAUAAUAAAAAUGGUGUUAAAGGACCUUUACAACAUCAACACGAGGAUUCAGAUGAUGAUGUCAUUGUUCUGGACUAAUCCUCUGGUUUGCAUGGAUCAUUUGUAUGUGAUAUUAACUGUUGUGGCUUCCUUCACAUUAUCCAUCCAGCAAAAACGGUGACAACCUCAAUUUUGUGUUAGAAUACUCGGUUUUAAGUGGUCAAGUAAUUUAUUAAGCUAUGGACCGAUUUUUGAUUGUUUUCUUUCCUUUUCCUUUUCCUUUUCGUUUUUUUUUUUUUUUUCUUUUUUUUAUCAUGCAGCCUGCUUUUCUUAGGUGUUGUUUGUAAUUUUGAUGUAGGAUAUGUUUCCUUAACUGCUGUUGUUAUCCAGUUCUAUUAUGGUUUUAAAGCUUUGAAAUGCCUGCUUUUUUUUUUUUU